Maniola jurtina (meadow brown) is the source of this 2492-nucleotide messenger RNA. Its product is annotated as zinc finger protein Xfin-like. The transcript is spliced from 10 exons. The record is from RefSeq and is a predicted model, not a curated record. The coding region runs from base 234 to 2159 and encodes 641 amino acids. Lineage: Eukaryota; Metazoa; Arthropoda; Insecta; Lepidoptera; Nymphalidae. Gene Ontology annotation, biological process: regulation of transcription by RNA polymerase II. Gene Ontology annotation, cellular component: nucleus. Gene Ontology annotation, molecular function: zinc ion binding; RNA polymerase II cis-regulatory region sequence-specific DNA binding; DNA-binding transcription factor activity.
GCUAUUGACUAUUGAGUGACGAAUUUUCUGGCCGAGCGAUGGUGAUAGUUUUUAUGAAAUCCUCUCUGAUACAUAGACUUUAUUAUUAUCCUCUUGGCUUUCCGGACUCCGGUCUGCUUUUGUAACGAUUUAAAAUAUUCCUUGGGCCACGCCCAACCUUACUCGAAAGAAUCUAAAUUCUAAUAGCUAAACUGGGUAAAACGCACCGGAAACAUUGACAAUCUUUGUUGAUAAUGCAGUGUUGUGUGCCUUACUGCAAUAAUAGUUCCGACAAUGUGUCCCCAUCAGAGAGGAAGCGGAUUAGCUUUCACAGUUUACCCAGUGAUGUGUGUCUCCGUGCUGCUUGGCUCAGAGCCCUCGGCAAACAAGACAACCACCUAGAAGACCCUGCUGUGGUUUGCUCUGAGCAUUUUCUAGCUGAAGAAAUUUAUGAAACAGAAAGUGGCUUAAAGCAGAUUGUUACCGGUGCUAUUCCUUCAACGGUGCAGGUUUGCAUGAUAUGUCUAGACACUGACAGCAAGAUGUUUCUGAUGAGUAAACACAAAUUGCAAGAAGCAUAUGAAAAGUUAACUGGCCAGCCUUUGUAUGAUCAAGGAAACUUAAAACAAACAGUUUGUGUACAAUGUGCUCAGAGAUUAAUAAACUUCAGUCGAUUUAGAGACAAAAGCUUGAGAGCCCGGGCACUGAUGAUGGACUUAGUUGAAAAACUCGAAUUAAUUACAAGACAAGAUAUAAAAAUGAUAAACCGUACAAAAAAUCAUCUGAAGAGUAAUUUUGUGGUGACAAUGCUGGGACCGGACCCCUGUGACUUGUACAUACUAGAAAAUUCUUCGGAAGACAAACAGACAAAAUCAGGGACAUUCGAAGUUAAAGUGAAAAAAGAAGAAAGUUUUGACUCGAUGUGGAUUGAUGAAGACAUGGGAGUUUCAAAUGAUGAUGACAAAAAAGCAGUCAAUGUCAAACAUGAGUUUGUUGCGUCUAAUCAAGAACACUUUACUGGCGCCCAUAUAAAAAUGGAACCAGGUCUACUGUAUAAUGCUCUUUGCAAAGCUCCCGAAAGAAACCGAACAGUUCCUGGACAAGUGGUUGCUACAGAGGUGCCUUUGAAGUGUGAAAGAGAUCCAUUCCAAUACACUGUUUGUUUUGAGGAGUUAAUCUGUGAACAUGAGUCUAUGCGGAAUUUCCAGAACAGUGAUGGAGACCGUGGCAUGUCUCAAGUGUGCAAGCCUCAUACAGCUGUGAGCUCUAGCUCCUCACACUCUUCACUCCUCACAGAGAACAAGCAGCCCAAUCAGAAGCUGAACGAUGGCCCUCUUCGUUCCACUGACUCUGUUCUAACCUCUGUCGAUCCGUUGUCCGGGGAACACACUACGAAUAGUGAAAACAAAGUUCAAGCCGAAGACGCUGUUACAGUCCAGAAAAAUGAACGAGUGGUUAAAAUAAAAAAAUGUCAUUCUUUCACUGAUUUGUCCGCGGGACUUGCGUCGAAUAACGAAAACAAAGUGCAAGCUGAAGACGCCGAUACAGUGCACAAAAGUCAACAAGUGUUUAACAUUGACAAUCGUGGAUUAUCCAACCAAUCAUCCGAUACCAACAGUAUCCCAAACUUUAAUGAUAGCCUACUGAGGCCUCAGAGAACUCGAACUAGUAAAACUAAAAAGCAAUAUUCUUGCGAGUUAUGCGACUAUAAAUCUUUUCGAAAAGCUAAUUUAGUGAGGCAUGUAAGAACUCACACUGGUGAAAAUCCUUUUUCUUGUGACGUAUGCGAGUACAAAACUGCUCAUAAACCUCAUUUAAUCAGGCACAAGAGAACUCACACUGGUGAAAAGCCAUACUCUUGUGAGUUAUGCAAAUAUAAAACGGCUCAAAAAACUAAUUUAAUAAAUCACAUAAGAACUCACACUGGUGAUAAGGUAUUUUCUUGUGACGAAUGCGAGUACAAAACUGCUCAUAAACCCCAUUUAGUGAGGCACAAGAGAACUCACACUGGUGAAAAGCCGUACUCUUGUGAGUUAUGCAAAUAUAAAUUUGCACGAAAUGGUGAUUUGGUGAGGCACAUGAGAACUCACACUGGUGAAAAACCUUUUUCCUGUGAGUUAUGCGAGUAUAAAACUGCUCAAAAAAGUCACUUAGGAACUCACAUGAGAACCCAGCACUAGUUUAAGCCCUUACGCUUGUAACUAUUCCCUACUGAUUAUUAUUAUUAUUAAUUCUGUUCUAAGGGGAUCGCAUUCAAAGAGACUCCAUUAGAUGCAUGCUACACAUAUCCAUAUUCCAUACUAAUACUAUAAAUACUUUAGAUCUGUCUUUCUGUCUGUCUUUUUGCUUCUAUCCUGCCCAUCUGUUUAACCGAUUUUAACAAAACUUGGUACAUAGAUAGUUUGCAUCUUGGAUUAGGUAGGUAUCACCUAGUCUAUAUAUUCUUCUCCAGAAAAUAUUGUAGUUCCCCAGGGUUUAUUCGGAACCUUCACAGUUGAAUAGUACCUAAUACG